Molecule: messenger RNA, 4716 nt
Organism: Wallemia ichthyophaga EXF-994
Lineage: Eukaryota; Fungi; Basidiomycota; Wallemiomycetes; Wallemiales; Wallemiaceae
Product: Myosin type-2 heavy chain 1
Exons: 6
Coding region: 1-4716 (1571 amino acids)
Biological process (GO): intracellular protein transport; vesicle-mediated transport; actin filament organization
Cellular component (GO): cytoplasm; actin cytoskeleton; vesicle
Molecular function (GO): microfilament motor activity; ATP binding; actin filament binding
Source: RefSeq, a predicted model, not a curated record
AUGGCCUCAUUAAUCGCGAUAUUAGAUUUGAAAGGGAAGUCUCUAAUACAGAGGUCUUAUAAGGAUGAUAUUCCCGCGUCCACCGUCGAUAGAUUCAUGCCAAUAGUCUUGGAUAUGGAAGAAGAUCUACAAACUGUAACUCCUUGCUUUACAAAGGAUGGUGUCAAUUACAUGCACAUCAGGUACUCAAACCUCUACAUACUCGCUCUCUCUAAAAACAACUCAAACGCAGCUGAAAUUAUCCUUUUCUUGCAUAAACUUGCUUCUGUUUUUACUGAAUAUUUCAAGGAACUUGAAGAGGAAUCCAUUAGAGACAAUUUCGUUAUUAUUUAUGAACUUUUCGAUGAAAUGAUGGACUAUGGUCAUCCACAGACAACUGAAUCAAAGAUUCUACAGGAGUACAUUACUCAGGAAUCUUAUAAGCUCGAAUCUCAAGCUAGACCUCCAAUGGCUGUCACAAACGCUGUCAGUUGGCGUAGUGAGGGUAUCCGUUAUCGCAAGAACGAAGUCUUCUUAGAUGUCGUCGAGUCUGUAAAUAUGCUCGUUAACGCUUCUGGUAACGUCAUUAGAAGUGAGAUUCUUGGUGCCGUCAAAAUGAAAUGCUUCCUCACUGGAAUGCCUGAGUUGAGGCUCGGUUUGAACGACAAAGUCAUGUUCGAAACUACUGGCAGGACAAACAGAGGGAAGAGUAUUGAAAUGGAGGAUGUCAAAUUUCAUCAGUGCGUGAGGUUGUCGAGGUUUGAAAAUGAUAGAACCAUCUCUUUCAUUCCACCCGACGGUGAAUUCGAGCUGAUGAGCUAUCGGUUGUCAACUUCAGUAAAACCCCUUGUCUGGGCUGAAGCAAGUAUCGAAUAUCAUUCAGGCUCACGUGUCGAAUACACUGUCAAAGUAAAAGCAAACUUCAAAAAGAGAUCAUCUGCAAACAACGUUGAAAUACUUAUUCCAGUUCCAGAUGACGCUGAUACCCCUAAAUUUAGAAGUGCGACUGGAUCAGUCAGCUAUGCGCCUGAUCAGAGUUGUUUCAUCUGGAAAAUAAAGCAGCUGGCUGGUGGAAAAGAGUUCUUGCUUCGAGCCGAGUUUGGGCUGCCUAGUGUGAAAGGAGAUGAUAUACAAUCCAAACGUCCAAUCUUGGUUAAAUUCGAAAUUCCAUAUUUCACUGUCUCUGGCAUACAAGUGCGCUAUUUGAAGAUUGUUGAAAAGAGCGGCUACCAAGCUCUGCCUUGGGUUAGAUACCUCACCAACGAUGGCGACUACGCGCUGCGCACCAACGUAGACCGAACUAACAAUGAGAUAUCGCAAGAGAUAAGCCUGGCAGAUGCAGCCGCCAAUGCUGAGUUCGCAGAGAAGAAACGCGUGUGGGUGCCAGAUCACAAGGAGGGCUAUCUCUCUGGCUGGGUAGCCAAGGAGAAUGGCGAAGAGUGGGACGUCGUAUGCAACAGCGAGACGAGAACGAUGCGGAGUGACUUGCUAUCACCGCAGAAUCCGCCACGAUUUGAUAAAGUCAGCGAUAUCGCCGAACUUACAUUUCUUAAUGAAGCAUCCGUAGUACACAACCUCAGAUCGAGAUAUGGCUCUGAUUUGAUUUACACCUACUCUGGCCUCUUCCUCGUGGCGGUAAACCCUUAUCGUGACCUGCCCAUAUACACAGACGCGCACGUACAAGCCUAUCGCAAUAAACGGAGAGAAGAUAAUGCGCCGCAUAUCUUUGCUGUGACUGACAGAGCUUGGAAUGAUAUGAUGGCUGAGCGCGAAAAUCAAUCUGUUCUGAUUACUGGUGAAUCAGGUGCUGGUAAAACUGAGAACACAAAAAAAGUAAUUCAAUACCUCGCUUCAAUAGCUAGCAACUCAGCAGGACGCGUCGACUCUUUGUCACGAUCUACACAGCCUCGUACACCGUCUAGAACACCAACCGCAUUCUCAACUCCAGUUUCUGUACCAAAUUCACCUUCCUUGGGCCAGUCUAUAACGCCAUCAUCCUCAAUGACAAGUCUAGGCACAUUGGAAAGACAGAUCCUACAAGCCAACCCGAUUCUUGAAUCUUUUGGUAAUGCACAAACUGUCAGAAACAAUAACUCGUCAAGAUUCGGUAAAUUUGUGCGCAUUGAGUUCAGCACUAAAGGUCAAAUAGCCGGUGCACACAUAGAUUGGUAUUUGCUUGAAAAGUCCAGAGUUAGCUCAAGAUCUAAUCAGGAAAGAUCGUUCCAUGUCUUUUACCAUUUCCUCAACGGUGCCGAUCAAGAUUUGCUCGAUGCCUUGCAGAUCCCUUCAGCCGACAUCAAUCACUACAAUUACCUCUCCAAAACGCGCAAGCAGGUGGAUGGUAUAGAUGACGAGAAAGAAUGGGACAUGCUCAUUGGUGCACUGGAUGUACUUGGGUUCGACAAGGAGGAGCAGCUGAAUCUGUUCAGAGUCGUUGGUGCGAUCCUCCACCUCGGCAACAUUGACAUCAAAGGAGACAGAUCGGGCCAGGCACGUAUUGAAGACAAGGAUGCGCUUGAGCGACUCUCCCUUGUUUUAGGAUUGUCAUCCUCUAAGGAGCUCGAGCAAUCCAUUAUCAACCCCCGCGUGAUGGCGGGCAAGGAAACAGUGAUCCAAUCACGCUCUGAAAGUCAAGCUAAAGCGGAAGUUGCAUCACUCGCUAAAACAAUUUACGAAAAGAAUUUCUCCAAGCUGAUUGAGAAAGUUAACACAGUCCUCGACCGCGCUACAGAAAGCAACACAUUUAUUGGUGUGCUUGAUAUAGCAGGAUUUGAGAUAUUCAAGAAAAACUCGUUCGAGCAGCUAUGUAUCAACUACACUAAUGAGUGUCUGCAACAAUACUUCAAUCAUCACAUGUUUGUGCUCGAGCAGGAAGAGUAUCAGAGAGAGGGCAUCGAAUGGAACUUUGUCAAUUUUGGAUUGGAUCUUCAGCCCACUAUCAAUCUCAUUGAGAGUGUUUCUCCAAUUGGUAUUCUUAGCUGCUUGGAUGAGGAGUGUAUUAUGCCAAAAGCUAACGAUCAGACAUUCACUCAAAAACUUACAUCGCUAUGCAUGAAUAGAGAUGACGGCAGCAAACUGAAAUUCAGCAAGUCUAAAUUCGGAGACGAAGGGUUCAUAGUGCAGCAUUAUGCGGGUAAAGUUGAAUACGAUACUGAAGCAUGGUUGGAGAAGAACAAAGAUCCAAUUAAUGACCAUCUCACCAAAGUUCUAUCGAAUAGCUCAGAUGCAUAUAUCGCAGACCUUUUCUCAGAGUACACACCGGAUGACAGAAAAGCAAGCAGAGGAGGAAAAGGUGGAGCUUUCAGAACUGUCGCACAAAGACAUAAAGAGCAGCUAAAUGCGUUGAUGAGGCAACUCAACUCUACGGAACCACAUUUCGUCAGAUGUAUUCUACCCAACUCAAUAAAGAAGCCGGGAAGAAUUGAGGUAAAUCUUGUACUCGAUCAGCUGCGCUGCAAUGGUGUACUGGAGGGUAUCAGAAUUGCUAGACUGGGUUAUCCAAACAGACUGCCGUUCUCAGAGUUCAGAUCCAGGUAUGGUGUCCUCACUCCAAAUGUUCUCUCAGUACACUAUAUGGAUGCUAGGAAAGUGUGCCAGCGCAUGCUCGAGAGUUUGGAGCUGGACUCAGAGCUAUACAGAAUCGGUAAUAGCAAGAUCUUCUUCAAGUCAGGUGUGCUCGCCGAAAUGGAAGAGAGAAGGGACAACAUUCUCUACGACUUGUUCACGUCCAUUCAAGCAUCUUCUAGAGGAUUCAUUACGAGGAGGAUUAUACACAAGCUGAGAAAUAAGGCCAACGCUGCUCUAAUUAUCAAUAGGAACGCUGAGUUAUCUAACAACCUAUCGCAAUGGGCAUGGUGGAGAGUUUUUAAUAAGGUCAGACCACUCCUAACUGCUACGAGAUCCGAAGAGGAGAUCAGGAAGCGGGAAGAUCAAUUACAAUCCAUGCAGAGGAGGCUUGAAUUUAUAGUAAAAGACCAGCAAGCGAAUAACUCUGAACAGAGGCGCAUACAAAAGCUGCUUAUGAGUACACAAACAGCCUUAGAAACCGAACGGGAUCAAUCACUGCAAAACUCGCACCUCAUAGAAAGAUUCCAGACGCGCGAAGUUGAGAUGAGCGAAGAGAUAGACAACCACCGUGCUUUCAUCAAAGAUCUAGAAAACCAACUCGAAAAGGCAUUGAAUGGAAUGAAAGAGGCGGAAUCUCGACACCAGGAUCUAAGAAGCGACUUUGAUAUUGCCAGUACCGAAAUCUUGCGCUUGGAAAGUACAGUGGCUGACAAUAGUAAAAUGAAGGAACUAGCCAAUGAUUAUGAGCACAGACUUGCAGUAACAUCCUCUGAGCGCGACAAAUUUGGACGGGAGUUGCAGGCACUUCGCAGUAAGCUCACCGAAACACUCCAUCAGCUGCAGGAAUUCGAGGAGAAGAGUACAAGAUUUGACGAUAUCUCCUUGAGAUGCCAGGAGGUGGAAAGCGAGUUGGCUGAUGUUGUGCUGCAAUUUAAGCAUUCUAAGAGUACAAGAGACGACGAAUUGGAGGAAAUGCGCGAGCAACUAACUCAAUCUAUAGAAGAUGCUGAAACCUCAAGGAGUGAAAUUGAAUCACUCAAGAAGAGAGCGCUCGAUGCAGAGUCUUACGAAGACAACUACAAAAGAUUGAAACAGGACUACGAUGAAGAGGUUCAGAGAGCAGUCGAAGCAGAAACUUACAAAGUCAACUACGAUACUCGCUCUCUCUAA